AUGGUCAAGCACAUACUGAAUGCACAGGCAGCAAUACGAGCGCCAUGCUGUCAGAAAUGGUUCGACUGUCCAGAGUGUCACGCCGAGAAGUCAGAUCACCCGUUGCUGAAGAUGAGCGAGGUCGUCAUUGCGUGCAAGAAGUGCAAGAAAGUCUUCAGGAAGGAUAUGGAGCGACUUAUGGCGGAUCCCCAAGCUGAAGGCGGUGCCAAAGGGGAAGACGACGCGGAUGAGUAUUGUCCAUAUUGCGACAACAAAUUUGUGUUGGAUGCGAAAACGCCUGCGCCUGUGAUAGGCUGGGAAGGCGACGAUGUCCGCAUGGACAACAGGAUGAUGAAGGAUCAGAGGAUACGGCAAAAGACUGCAGCGGAGGUUGCAGACGAGUUGCUCCAGGACAUGCUAGAGGACACCUCAGUCCCGAGCUGA
This is a messenger RNA of Mixia osmundae IAM 14324, 423 nucleotides long. RefSeq lists its product as uncharacterized. The record is from RefSeq and is a predicted model, not a curated record. Gene Ontology annotation, molecular function: zinc ion binding. Gene Ontology annotation, biological process: protein import into mitochondrial intermembrane space. The coding region runs from base 1 to 423 and encodes 140 amino acids. Lineage: Eukaryota; Fungi; Basidiomycota; Mixiomycetes; Mixiales; Mixiaceae. Gene Ontology annotation, cellular component: mitochondrial intermembrane space. The transcript has 4 exons.